Molecule: messenger RNA, 1206 nt
Organism: Orussus abietinus
Lineage: Eukaryota; Metazoa; Arthropoda; Insecta; Hymenoptera; Orussidae
Exons: 1
Coding region: 1-1206 (401 amino acids)
Source: RefSeq, a predicted model, not a curated record
AUGGAGGAAGAAACGUUGAACAUUCGGAUGCCCGUCAUCUUCGACAAGUCCAUAGCGCACUGCGAGACGCAUGCGCACCAACCUUACGCCUCGUCAACGUUCAAUAACAGCGACGAGAUUCGAAUCUCCGUUCAACACCAAGACCUGUGCUUACUACCGAGCAGAAGUUCGUUACACGUAUACGGGAAGCUGGUUAAGAAAGAUGGGUCUACGGUGACUGCUAGUACGGCUUUGGUCAAUAACGCCAUCUGUCAUCUCUUCGAGGAAAUUCGCUAUGAAAUGAACGCCAUCGAGAUCGAUCGAAACAAGAACGUUGGUCUCACGAGUCUCAUGAAGGGUUACCUUUCCCUAACACCCGGUCAACGCGCAUUGAUGGAAAACGCCGGUUGGAUCACCGAGCAAUCGAAAUUGACCGAUGUAGCCGGUUACUUCGACGUAUCCAUACCGCUGAGCAUGAUACUGGGAUUCGCGGAGGAUUAUCGGAAGAUCGUUGUCAACGCUAAACAUGAAUUGAUUCUGACGAGGGCCAAGAGCGACGCCAAUGCGAUCGUGCAAACUGCUUCUGAGGAAUACAAAGUCGUAAUUCAGAACUUGGAGUGGUUGAUGCCGUACGUGAGAGUCUCGGAUCGACGAAAGAUAGAAUUGUUGAAGUUCAUCGAGAAAGAUGCACCCAUCUCCAUGAGCUUUCGUACCUGGGAGUUAUAUGAGUAUCCUCUUCUCCCCACCAUUUCGAAACACGUGUGGACCGUCAAGACGUCGACACAGUUGGAAAAAUCUCGAUACGUCGUCCUGGGUUUCCAGACGAACAGAAAGAAUAAGAACGACAAAAACGCGAGUCACGUCGAUCACUGUAACGUCAGGGACGUUAAACUCUUUUUGAAUUCACAAUGUUACCCUUAUGGAAGUUUGAACCUUGACAUUGCCCGCAAUCUGUUUGCUCUGCUGUACGAGAUGUACGCAAACUUUCAAGCGUCGUAUUACGGUAAAGACCUUGAGCCGCUGUUAAAGAGAAACCCUCCUCUGCCUCUGAUCGUCAUCAAUUGCUCGAAACAAAACGAGUCCCUCAAGUUCGGACUGGUCGACAUUCGCCACGAAUUUGAGGCUGAAAAGAAUUUCCCUGCCGAAACAUCGGCAUUUUGCUUAAUCCUGCACGAUCGUAUCGUUGAGUACAAUACGAUCAGUGGUGGGGUGAAGAAGUUGGUAUAA